GGUUUUUAGUAUUACUCGCCCUAUUUAUCUCUUUCUUUCUUCUAUGUCCUUGCAACAGAAACACUGAAGAAACCCCAGCAAGGAAAGGUUGGCACUUGGGCCAUUUGUACCUGAAAACGUUGUUUAUCUAUGGAGACCAACAAACAGCAGAGGAAGAAAUGGUUCCUCCCACUUGUAUUGUCUCUACUCUUGUUAACCUUACUCAUACUCUUUUCCAUCUUCGUCUCCACCGAUUCUUCCUCUUUGCUCUACCUAUACCGUACACGUGGCAGAGUGGAAGAGCCUCGUUUCGUGGAGUCAAAGCUCAGGGUGUCUUCCACGUCAUCCAGCGAAUCCGUUCCCAGGAUCGCCUACCUGAUCUCGGGGUCAGUGGGUGAUGGCGAGACUCUGAAGAGAACCCUCAAUGCCCUUUACCAUCCCAGGAAUCAGUACGCUGUGCACUUGGACCUCGAGGCUUCCACGCAGGAAAGAUUGGAGCUUGCCAACUUCGUCAAGAACGAGCCUCUCUUUGCCAAAUUGGGCAAUGUUAGGAUGGUUGUUAAGGCUAACUUGGUCACCUACAGGGGACCUACUAUGGUCACUAAUACCCUUCACGCUGCGGCCAUUUUGUUCAAGGAAGGUGGACUCUGGGAUUGGUUCAUCAAUCUAAGCGCUUCUGAUUACCCCUUGGUCACCCAAGAUGAUCUGUUGCAUACGCUGUCAUCAACGCCGAGACACCUUAACUUUAUUGAGCACACCAGUGAUAUUGGCUGGAAAGAAGAUCAGAGAGCCAAGCCUGUUAUAAUUGAUCCAGCACUUUAUAGUGUCAAUAAAUCUGAUUUGUUUUGGGUGACAGAGAAAAGAAAUGUUCCCACAGCAUAUAAGCUGUUUACAGGUUCUGCUUGGAUGAUGCUCUCUCGCCAAUUUGUUGAGUAUUUGUUAUGGGGAUGGGAUAACUUGCCUAGAAUAGUCUUGAUGUAUUAUGCCAACUUUCUAUCCUCCCCUGAAGGGUAUUUUCACACAGUCAUCUGCAAUGCUGAUGAGUUCCGGAACACUACUGUAAAUCAUGACCUCCACUUCAUAUCAUGGGAUAACCCUCCAAAACAACAUCCACACUUCCUAACAAUCAAUAACUACGAGGAAAUGGUGGAGAGCAACGCUCCAUUUGCUCGGAAAUUUGGCAGCAACGAACAACUCUUGGAUAAGAUUGAUACUGAACUCCUGGGACGAAAUGAACAUGGUUAUGUGCCUGGCAAGUGGUUUGACCGGACAAAUUCAAACACCACCAAACCAUAUUCUGCCAUAAAAAAUAUCACCGAACUUAAGCCUGGCCCUGGAGCAGAAAGGCUCAAACGUCUUAUGAAUGGUUUAUUGUCAGCAGAAGAUUUUCACACUAAGCAGUGUUCUUGACUCCCAGUUUUAAACACCUUGCUAUGCUCAUUGUUGUUUAUCCAUCACUCAGCGGCAACAGGCAAACCAUUAUGAUGUCCAGUUGACACCCGAGGAUGUUCUGAGACAAACAAGAAAUAUGAGAAGAUAGAGCAGAAAACGGAAGGGACCACCAUUUCUUCAAUAGUACGUGUUACCUUCAAUUUCUAUUUUUACACAAAUUCUAACGUGACCACACUUUUGUAGGUAAUAUGUAUCCAUUGAUUUGAUUCACAUGAUUUAUUGAAUUUCAUGAAUGGCAAUGACGAGUCAUCAUUUAUGCAAUUGUCGUGCUCUGCAGAAUGUCUUUAUAGUAAAUAAGAGAUUCAGUUAUGUAAUGCAUGGGCAGAAUGCUUCCUACUGUUAGGUUGGAAGUGGCACAAACCCGUGAAAAGUACUUUCCCAACUAAUCUUUUUACAAGAACACGCUCAAGUAGCUGUCACUUGUUCUGCUUUUUUGCUUAUCUCACCCUUUUCUUGAGUUACAUUCAAUACCAUUUUAUAUCUAUUACCUCAUGAAUUGAUGAACUAU
Molecule: messenger RNA, 1939 nt
Organism: Vigna umbellata (rice bean)
Lineage: Eukaryota; Viridiplantae; Streptophyta; Magnoliopsida; Fabales; Fabaceae
Product: beta-glucuronosyltransferase GlcAT14B-like
Cellular component (GO): membrane
Molecular function (GO): glucuronosyltransferase activity
Source: RefSeq, a predicted model, not a curated record